This is a messenger RNA of Bursaphelenchus okinawaensis, 756 nucleotides long. The record is from the annotation of a GenBank genome assembly. NCBI's taxonomy places the organism in Eukaryota, Metazoa, Nematoda, Chromadorea, Rhabditida, Aphelenchoididae.
AUGGCACAACUAUUCGUCGGAGUUGUGGCUACAAUAGUCAUGUUUGUCAUGAUGGUCAUAAGGGUAGGUUCUAAUAAAAUUCGUAAAACUGCCAUUCUUUUUUGAACUUAACAUUUCUUUUUUAAAAAUUUUAUAUUUUAGCGACGUCGUGGACUAGACCAGUCGAGAAUCAAAGCUUAUGAGCUACGAUAUCUUAUUCAAAACACGGUUCAGUUUGUGAUGAUUAUAUUGAACAUGUACGGGUACCAUUUUAUACCAUCGAGUGUGCCAUUCCAAUCUCAACUAAUCAACUUGGAAUGGGUUUUGAUUGUCAUACAUCCAGCUUUUAUUACUAUAUUAGUUAACCGGUAAGAAGUUAUAAACGUUUUUAUCAACAAUUCAAAUCUUUCGUUGUGGGAUUUAAAUUGGGCCUCUGAGGCCCACAUUAUCGCCUCGGCCAGGUCUUUUUCAAAGUUGCUGGGCCGGACCGAGUCUAAAACUAGACCCUAGAAGUUCUUCCAGUCUGUAAAGCGUCUUAAAACAAAAGCUUAAAGUAAAGUAAUAAGAUAGUAUUACAUUGUAUAAUAGUAUCAUAAGUAGAACCUUAAUAAAAUUGAUUUCAGAGAAAUUCGAGUGUCAAUAAAAUGUCUACUGAGCAAAGAAAGUGACAUCUCCUCCACUCCAAUACAUCUUACUGCGACAGUAACUGUCUACAAUCGACCAACAACUCGAGUUCAUGUUAUUGAACUCAAAAAACAAAAGAAGACCUUCUGCUAA